CAUGCAACUGAAUGACUGUACCAACAUACCCCAACAAACAUAUGCAAGCCAAAGUAGUGUAGCCUCUAUCCGUUGUGGACGUGCACACUACGAUAUAAAAGUGCUGACACGCUUGUGAACGCUAGUAAAACGGGGAUUAGUCCAUAGGGGUACCAAGUGAUAGUAGGCGACGGAUAGGUUAUAUGCAAUGAACGCCCGCACAUUGUGUCGUACAUAGACCAAAUAUAAAUCAACACAUCAGUGAAAAGUAGUCCAUCAGUCAAUAAGCAACUAAUAUGUUGAAAGGUAUUAAACACAAAGGGAAAAAACGGCCACAAGUGCGCUACCACGCACUCUUCAAAUACCAUACAACUAAGGACAAGGUAUGGUUUACGGCUUCGAUUCUCCUCACUGUGGGUGUAGGGGCGUUGUUGCCCAUUUUUUGCAUCUUCAUAGGUGACCUGUUGCAGAGUCUGACGGAUAUAGUGCAGAAUAUUCUCAAUGCUGGACUGGGAAACUCGGUUGUGGACAUUCUCAGUGUGCAAUGGCGCAAUACAACUUUGUACGAUGUGGUGUUCGACGAUGAGGUGCAAGAGGGUAUUAAAGGGAUAGUCAACAUAGUGCAGACCCGGAAUCAAUCCCAGGAACUUCUGGCCCAGCUACAGGCUGAUUUAAACCUUCUAGUGAUCAGGAUGGCCAUAAUGGGCGGUAUCGGUCUUGUCUUGGGCACGCUACAACGGGUAAGCUCAGGCAUAGCCACUCGGUCUGCAAUGGAGAGGAUCCGCCGACUAUAUAUUGAGUCACUGCUUGCGCAAGACAUGUCUUUCCACGACAAGCAUACGGGUGGUGAACUCGUGGCCCAUGCGACAGUGGACAUGAUCAAACUGGAGUAUGCUUUCGGUACUGCGCACUCGUUUCUGUACAUGAUGAUCGGCACGGGCAUAUCUGGAAUCGUCGUCGGGUUUUUGUAUGAUGUGAAGCUGGCAGCUUUCUGCCUCAUCUUUGUGCCUUUCAUCAUGUUGACUGGUUUGGUACUGUCCCGCAUUGCGUCUGCUUCCCAGGGAAAGGCCAGUCAGGUCUACUGUCAGGCGGCAGCAUGUGCGGAGGAGGCUUUGUGUUUAAUUAAGACUGUGUGUUCCCUCGGCGGGCAGGAGCACGAGGUGGAGCAAUACUACACACAAGUCAAAGAUGUUGAGCAGAAAACUAUUCUACAGUCACUGACGUUGGGCAUAGGCACUGGUGCAUCCAUGUGCAUCCUGUACGCUUCGUGUGCGCUGAUCAUGUGGUUUGCCUACGGCAUGGUAGACAGCGGCGAGAUCACCGCGGGCGCAGCGAUGACUGUGUUUUAUGCGGUGAUUGUAUCUGCCGUCGCCUUGGGCCAGAUCUUCCUACCUAUCUCAGAUAUAGCUGCCGCGCGUGGGUGUGCGUAUACCAUAUACAAUACUAUAGACCGUGUGUCGGCUAUCGACUCACUGUCUGAUGAGGGGAUCGUGCCGGACUCUUUGCAAGGUACUCUGGACUUCACCAAUGUCAAGUUCAGGUACGUUCCAGAUGGGCAAGUAAUUCUGCACGACUUUUCGCUGCAGUUCCCAGCCGGCAAGACGGUCGCGUUGGCUGGUUCGUCUGGCUCUGGCAAAUCCACAGCGCUGAUGCUGCUGGAGCGGUUCUACGAUGUGGAGGAGGGCAGAGUCGAGGUAGAUGGCCACAAUAUUAAGGACUUGCACCUGGGUUGGCUGAGAAACCAGAUAGGCUAUGUGGGGCAAGAGCCGGUGCUAUUCGCCGGGUCCAUCGCCACCAACAUUGCGCUUGGCGCUGAGAUGAUCGCUAAUCCGGACUUCAAUGCCAAACGACCAGCAGAUGUGUAUGCGAAUCCACGCUUUGUGCGCCAGGAGGUGACGCUGGAUCAGGUGAUUGCGGCUAGUUCCAUGGCCAAUGCACACGAGUUCAUCUCCAACAUGCCCGACGGCUACGACACGCUGAUAGGCGAGGGCGGCGGCAUGUUGAGUGGGGGUCAGAAGCAACGCAUAGCCAUAGCACGCGCACUACUGCGAGACCCAAGGAUUCUGUUGCUGGACGAGGCCACCUCGGCCCUGGAUGUGAAGAGUGAGAGUGUGGUGCAGGCUGCUAUGGAGAAGGCUGCUGCCGGGCGCACGACCAUUAUUGUGGCACACAGACUGCGCACUAUCCGCAACGCUGAUGUGAUCUGCUUUAUGCACCAGGGCAGGAUACUGGAGACGGGCAGCCAUGACGAGUUGGUGGCCAGGGGGGGGGGCUACGCUGAGUAUGUGCGUAUUCAAACCAAGCACUCGCCAUCUGAGGCGAACAGGGAUGACGUCGAUGCGACUAUGCCCACAGAUCCACCGGCCACUGCGCAAGCCUUGCGCUCAACAACGAGCACUGUGGAUAAGGACCUGGACAAGGCUGACCCCGAUAUAACAGCGGGUAACCUCUACCAUCUAGACAGCGAUGACGAAGUGGCACUGGAGGAUUCAACGGGUGCCGAACCGAAGAAAAAGCAGAAGCGCAAUCAGUUCAUGCAGCUGUUGAAGAUGAAUCGUCCGGAGAUACCUACCAUGUUGGUAGGCAUGGUGGCGGCCGUUAUCACGGGCCUGCUGUGGCCUGUCUUCGCUUACGCAAUGGGUGAGAUGAUCUUUGUGUACAUGACGCUGAACGAGGAUCAGGCUCAGAAGUGGAUCAAGACCUUCCUGGCCCUCGCAGGCAUUGCGCUGUUCACCAAUAGUAUUAUGUACUGGUGCUUUGGGGCGGCGAAGCAAAAGCUCACCCGCCGCCUGCGCGUGUCCACGUUCAGAAUGUUUAUGAAGCAGGACAUGGGCUUCUUCGACAUGGAACACAACAAGGUCAGUGAGCUAACGGUCAGUCUCUCCAACGACGCCGCGGCUGUGGGGUCAGUAAUGGGUGAUACAGUCAUCAUGACGCUGGUCAUGCUCAGCACAUUAGUAGCCACCUUUGUCAUAGGCGUGUUUCUGUGCUGGCAGUUGGCGCUGGUGAUGAUGUCGUCGUUCUUCAUCUCGGGUCUUGUGUCGUAUGUGGGUAGUCUGUUGGCCAAUCGCAUCACCAAGAAAGCCGAGAACAGUCUGGACGAAGCAACCACCAUGGCCAGUGAAUACCUCCAGUCAGUGCGCACCGUCACAUACCUGGGAGUGAGCACAGACAUCCUGCAACGCUACCGUGACUAUCUAGAAGCACCCAGAAAGUCCAUGUUCAAAGCCAGCAUCAUCUCCGGACUUACUUUUGGCUUUGCACAGUGUGUGAUCUUGUCCGUUUGGGGUUUCUCCUUCUGGUUCGGUGUGGAGAUGGUGACUACCACGGGUGGUACUACGCAGGAGUGCACCAUGAAAGAGGCCAUCACAACCUUUGCCGCCGUUGUCUUCGGUGGCCUGGGAAUGAUCUCCUCCUUAGCCUUGGCGCCCGAUGUGAAUGCCGCAAGGACUGGUGCCGCACGGCUGUUUAUGUACAGAGAUCAGCAGCCGACCACAGACACCGGCACAGACGAGGGCGUCCACUUUGCCAACCCGGCUCUACUAGGACAGCCGCUCAGCGGGAAAGCGGGGCAGAUGGAGUCCAGUUCGGUUGGACUGGUGGAGAAGACAUCGACCACGGCCCUUGGCCUGACCAAGUGCAUUCCGGUGGAAGGUGACGUGGCGUUUCAUCACAUCGCCUUUACCUACCCCGCGCGACCACGACAUCCUGUGCUGACUGACUUUAGCGUUGACGUGGGUCGAGGGCAGACGCUGGCCCUGGUCGGUGAGAGCGGGUGCGGCAAAUCGAGUUGUCUGGGGCUGUUGGAGCGGUUCUAUACUGCCGCAAAGGGACAGAUAACUGUGGACGGGAUCCCGGUGGAGGAUGUGAAUGUGAAGAGUCUGAGACGAACCAUUGGCAUGGUGGGCCAAGAACCACACCUGUUCACGGGCACGAUCCGAGAGAACAUGCUGUAUGGCUUAAGUGCCGAGGAGAAGGCUGAGCUCACCGACGACUCUCUCUGGCGGGCCAUUGACGAUGCGAGUGCGAGAGAGUUUGUGGAGUUGUUGGGGGAGAAGCUGGACACACACAUAGGCGUCAGGGGUUCUCGGCUCUCUGGUGGGCAGAAGCAGCGCAUAGCCAUUGCACGCACCCUCCUGCGAGACCCGCAGAUUGUGUUGCUGGACGAGGCCACAAGCGCUCUGGACGCACAGAGCGAGUCUGCGGUACAGGCAGCCCUGGAUAAGAUGAGCGCUACACGAACUACCAUCACUGUGGCACACCGACUGGCGACCGUCAGAAACGCCGACAUCAUUGCGGUCGUGGCUGAGGGGGUGAUUAAGGAAUCGGGCACGCACGAAGAGCUGAUGGCCAUUCCGGGGGGUAGAUAUAAAGCGAUGAUGAAGCUGCAGUGAUUACGGAUGCGCAUUCGAACGAGCAACAUCGCAGUUUUGGAGGUACUUUGUUGUAUGAUUAGGUGCGUAUUGUGCACAAAUUGGUAGAAGAACAUGCCAGAAUUUGAUAUAAAAUUGAACCUAAACACGC
Messenger RNA from Sphaeroforma arctica JP610, 4503 nucleotides. RefSeq lists its product as hypothetical. Lineage: Eukaryota; Ichthyosporea; Ichthyophonida. The transcript has 2 exons. Gene Ontology annotation, molecular function: ABC-type transporter activity; ATP hydrolysis activity; ATP binding. The record is from RefSeq and is a predicted model, not a curated record. Gene Ontology annotation, biological process: transmembrane transport. Bases 276 to 4373 code for a protein of 1365 amino acids. Gene Ontology annotation, cellular component: membrane.